AUGGACAAGUCUACUGAAUGCAGUGGUCCCCAGCAUCGCAAUGUGGUGUACUGCUUGAUUUGUGAAAAGCCACAGAAGAUGAUAUCGGUCCACUUGACAAGAACAUGUAUGAAGGAUCGCACACCGGCAGAAAUAAAGGCUGAAGUGAAAAGGGCCAGGGAAUCUCACAGAAAAUUUGGAAUAGAAAGCAGGGUCGUGGAUUGCCUGGACCUGAUUAAAGAUCACCCCACAACUUAUCCUUUGUUGAUAAAUUACCUCAAAGAGAGAGGUCAUUUUUUUAUUAACAAGCCUUCUGCCAUUUUUACUUCUCCGGCCAUACCUUCAGUGGCUCCUCCAGCUGCUUCAGUGUCCACUGAAACUACUGCUUCUGUGGCACCAGACACUUCUUCCCAGGAAAGUGAGGAAAACAUCAAGGAGGAUGACCCAACUUGGCAGAGACCUCAGCAGGCCUUCACAAGUACUGUGAGGGUCCAAAUGGAGAAGCAUGGCCUGUAUCAAAAAUUUCCUGAAAACACUCGGCUGAUUUCUGGUUUCAAGGACCACCUUAUUAACAUGCUCCAUGUCCCCAAUUGCCAACAGGAGGUGGACAAUGUCACAAGAUACCUAAAAUAUGUGCAGCCAGAUGACAUGGAGCCAACUUUCGACUUCUUAUUUGACUCAGAAAAAGGGAAAGGAGUUCCUUAA
Molecule: messenger RNA, 684 nt
Organism: Polypterus senegalus (gray bichir)
Lineage: Eukaryota; Metazoa; Chordata; Cladistia; Polypteriformes; Polypteridae
Exons: 4
Coding region: 1-684 (227 amino acids)
Source: RefSeq, a predicted model, not a curated record